AUGGCGGACGAACACUGUGCUCAAGUAACAAUCGGACUUCUGAAUUUAACCGAUGCGGAUAUCGCAGCUGACUACACGUACAGCCAAGCUGUUGCAAUUUUAACCACAGUCAUCAACCCUGUUAUGUUCACCAUAGGAAUAUUUGGUAACUUUUGUUUCGUCUUCACCAUUGCUCGUGUACGGUACAUGUGGACAGUUUUGAAUAUCUACCUGGCGAAUAUGGCGUUGUGUGCUGUUUUGGUUUUAGUGUCGCUUAUAUCGAACACACUGGUUCGGUAUCAGGGUAGCUCAGUACCAUGGGAUUUCAGUCCCCUUGGCUCUAUAGGAUGUGUGUUCGUCAACGUUGUACAUGAUAUAGCACUUUGGGCUGCGCUUGUUUUUGGCGGGAUGGUCAAUCUUGUGUUGUACCGUGCUGUACUCCGGCCGUUCCAGUUUCGUAGGCUUGGAGAACGAAAGAGCGCCAUUGUGCUCUCCACCGGAACAUGGCUGUGUAGUUGUUGCAUUGGAGCAGCCUUCUCGCCGACUUGGUUACGUCUCGACACGCGGUGUGUUGCGUGGCCUGAUACGGAACAGUACUCCAUGUAUCCGGAUUACAUAGGAGUGUGCUCCCCUGUUGAGGAGUGGGUCCUCAUCUUCCAUGACUUAGCCCAGACUAUUUGCUUCUUCGUCGGUGGACUCAUUGGUAUCUUCACUUAUGCGACCAUCUUUAAAAAACUCAAGCGAGUAAACCCUUCACCACCGGAAGGGAACAAGCAGCCAUUACCCCGGGGGCGACAGCGCCACGUUGAGGUCAUCAAAAUGGUGAUGAUCAGCUCUGUUGUGUUUUACACAUUCCCAAUGACAUACAAAUGCGCACUGUUCGCUCGUUCCAUAGCUAAACUGACAAACAACUACAUACUUAGCGAAAUGCAGCACAACUAUUUGAUGCUAGUUGCAAACAACAUGAUGUAUGUUGCCCCCGCUAUUUGCCCGUACAUCUAUGCGUUGACUAAUUCGCGUUAUCGCAGCGCGUUAGUUACGGCAUUUACCCAUGGAUGUAGGAAAAAGCACCACCACUUUGUCAUCAGGACAGACCGUAUGUCAACCAUGCAUAUGACGCAACAAAAAUAA
Molecule: messenger RNA, 1110 nt
Organism: Asterias rubens (European starfish)
Lineage: Eukaryota; Metazoa; Echinodermata; Asteroidea; Forcipulatida; Asteriidae
Product: C-C chemokine receptor type 3-like
Exons: 1
Coding region: 1-1110 (369 amino acids)
Biological process (GO): G protein-coupled receptor signaling pathway
Cellular component (GO): plasma membrane
Molecular function (GO): G protein-coupled receptor activity
Source: RefSeq, a predicted model, not a curated record